CAACCUGCUUGUAUGUAAGAAGGACCCAGACCUUCAGCUCCAUAUGGCUGUGUAUGAUGAGAACAUCCUGAAGAAUACUUUUUACUUGGCCUUGGAGAAGCAGAGACCUGACCUCUGCAGGCGCGUGGCAGACUUCCACGGCAUUGUUCUGGUUCCGUGUUGUGGAAGUUUGAGCGUGAGCAGCUACUCAGACUCUCACUUCGAUAGCUACAUCCUGCAGCCUGUGGAGGAAGGAUACAAGACUGUGAAUGGAAAGGAUGUCAAAAUUCAGGACAGGCAGGUGGUGCUGGACCUCGGCUCCCCAGCUCCGAUUGUGGUGCCCAUUCUGUUUGAGGAAACCUUCUACAAUGAUGAGGAGCAGAGCUACAGCAUCCUGUGCAUCUCCAGACCGCUGGAGGUGGAGCUAAGCCCAGCUGAGGUCAGUCCACCGCCGGCAUACUGUCUGAGGAGCCUGGAGGAUGUCAGGGAGUUCCUGGGUCAUCACUCCCACAAACUGGACAGGUUCAUCCACAGCUUCUGUCAGAUCUUCAGAGAGCAGGAGAGGCAGGAGAGGAAGGGCCUCCGAUACCACAUUGACUCUGUAAACGGACUUUACACUAAAUCUCUUCAGUGCCUGCUGAGAGACUCUCGUCUGAAACUCCUAGCAAAACAGGAGCUUCAGAUGACUCUUCUCAAACAAGCUGUUGGGAUAUACAUCCAUCAUGGUAUCCAUGAUUUAAUCUUUAACCUUGUGGGGACUCUUGAAUCUUGUCAGGAUGCUUCUUUUAACAAAAUCACCAGGAGCCUUCAGGACCUGCAGCAGAAGGACCUGGGAGUGAAACCAGAGUUCAGUAUGAACUUGUCUCGGGCAAAGAGAGAACUGAGUCAGCUCAACCAACAGACCUCCCCCCUCCUCAAAGUGUUGUGUCUGCGCAGAGUCGUCCUCACUGCCACCCAGACACCCAGACGCACAGUGAGUAUCGAAGCCGUGAGUGCAGAUGAUCUCCUCUCUGUUGUCCUUUACCUUUUGGUCAAGACUGAAAUCCCCAACUGGAUGGCCAACCUGAGCUACAUGAGGAACUUCUGCUUCAGUAACUCCAGCAAAGAUGAGCUCAGCUACUGCCUGAGCACGUUCGAGGCAGCAGUGGAGUUCAUCAAUCUGGGGAAGCUGCAGAACACGUGCUCUGUCACGGGUGAACUUAGAGACAAAGCUCUAUUCAAGGAAAGGAUGAGUCUGCUGACUCAGAACGUGGCCGCUCCCGUCCUCCGCCUGUUUGAAGUAAGCUGGAGCAGUCCGGCUUCUGCUUCCCUCAACCCACCUGUCCUUUCUGCAGGGCAGAGGUGCUGCCAGGAAUUGUGGGCCCCCUGACAAAAAAUUAGUUUGGGACCCCCGUGCAGCUGCUGUUACAAUUUUUUGAGUCUAUUUGGCCCAUAAAAAGCAUCAUAAUUUUAAAGGCUUUCAUCUGCCUUGCUCUCUUUGGUUCCAUACUGAUAAUUAGCACAAUAUUUACUGCUCAUGAAUUUAACAUC
Molecule: messenger RNA, 1509 nt
Organism: Poecilia latipinna (sailfin molly)
Lineage: Eukaryota; Metazoa; Chordata; Actinopteri; Cyprinodontiformes; Poeciliidae
Product: ankyrin repeat domain-containing protein 27-like
Exons: 12
Coding region: 44-1348 (434 amino acids)
Biological process (GO): early endosome to late endosome transport; neuron projection morphogenesis
Cellular component (GO): transport vesicle; tubular endosome; late endosome
Molecular function (GO): guanyl-nucleotide exchange factor activity; SNARE binding
Source: RefSeq, a predicted model, not a curated record